This is a messenger RNA of Eublepharis macularius, 1865 nucleotides long. It is a transcript of the gene HNRNPC, whose product is annotated as heterogeneous nuclear ribonucleoprotein C. Bases 681 to 1589 code for a protein of 302 amino acids. The record is from RefSeq and is a predicted model, not a curated record. Lineage: Eukaryota; Metazoa; Chordata; Lepidosauria; Squamata; Eublepharidae. The transcript is spliced from 8 exons. Gene Ontology annotation, cellular component: nucleus. Gene Ontology annotation, molecular function: RNA binding.
UUUUUCCAUUUUUUUUCCUGCCUUUCCACUGAUUUCCUUUUUAUCGUUGUUGCUAGUUAUUGAUAUUAUUGCUACUAUGAUGGUGGUGACUGUGACUUUGAUGAUGUGUUGCUGAUGGUGGUGAUUUAAAAAAAAUGACUGCUGAUUUUUAACCGGAUGAAAAUGGAGUUUUUCUGAGUGGUCCUUAACUGAUUUUGGGUUUUUAACCCCUUGGGGGGGAAAAAAACACGACAGCAAGGUUUUUAAAACCCAUUUUUUAUUAUUUAAAAAAAGUGGAUUGAUCGCGUUAACUCUUUUUUCCCUCCCUCCCUGAUCACCUGGCUGCUGAGAAUGGAACCUGCUUUCUCCAGAACUUGUUUGAACAUCUCAGGAAGUUCCUACACUUUUUUUAUUUUUUUAUUUUUAAUUUUUAAUAUUUUAUUUCUAUGCAAUUUUUCAACUGUUGCUGCAGUGUGUCUGUGGUGCUGAUCGCUCCCUAGCAGUGACAGCCCUCCCUCCCAUGCCCCCCCUUCCAGUUCCCAUCCCAAUCUUUUCCUCCACACCGCCCCUUCCCUUACAAACCGCCAUCAUGGACGCCCAGUCUGGAGCAGCAGUGGUGGCUGUCAGCGGAGCCUCACACGGAGCAGACACCAACCCAUCUGGGCUGAUGAACCUUUCUGCUCCAGCUGCGUGGGUGAGCCAUGGCCAGCAACGUCACCAACAAAACGGACCCUCGUUCCCUGAACUCGCGUGUCUUCAUUGGGAACCUCAACACACUGGUGGUGAAGAAGUCUGAUGUGGAGGUCAUCUUCUCCAAGUACGGCAAGAUCGUGGGCUGCUCCGUGCAUAAGGGAUUCGCCUUCGUGCAGUAUGUGAACGAGCGCAAUGCUCGCGCCGCUGUGGCGGGAGAAGAUGGCCGGAUGAUUGCAGGCCAGGUUCUAGACAUUAACCUGGCUGCCGAGCCGAAGUUGAAUCGGGGCAAAGCUGGGGUGAAGAGAUCGGCCACAGAGAUGUACGGGUCAGUAGCAGCACCACCUUCUCCGUCCCCUCUAGUCAGAUCCUCUUUCGACCUGGAUUAUGACUUCCAGCGUGAAUACUAUGACAGGAUGUACAGUUAUCAGGCCCGGGUUCCACCUCCACCUCCCAUUGCCAGGGCUGUGGUACCUUCAAAACGCCAGCGGGUUUCUGGCAAUACCUCCCGCAGGGGCAAGAGCAGCUUCAACUCUAAGAGCGGGCAACGGGGAUCUUCUUCCAAGUCUGGAAAGUUGAAAGGAGAUGACCUGCAGACUAUUAAGAAGGAGCUGAGCCAGAUCAAGCAGAAAGUGGAUUCCUUGCUGGAGAGCCUGGAGAAAAUCGAGAAGGAUCAAAAACUGAAGAACGACAAGUCGGAGGAGGAGCAAAGUAGCAUCUCACUAAAGAAAGAAGAGAGCAACGUCAAGAUGGAGUCGGAGGCCGGAGCCGACGACUCGGCUGAGGAAGGGGACCUGCUGGAUGAUGACGACAAUGAAGACCGGGGAGAUGACCAGCUGGAGUCCAUCAAGGGUGAUGACAAGGAGCCUGAAGAAGGGGAAGAUGACAGAGACAGCGCCAAUGGCGAAGACGACUCCUAAGAGCCCUGCCCUUCGCUCCUCCUCCUCCUCCUCGGCAAACACAGCGUUCUUCUGAUAUUGAGCCUCUCUCCAGCCCCUUGCAGGCUGCCUCCUCACUGCCCUCCUCCCCUCCCUCUCAACAGCCCUCACCCUGCGUGUUCAUGAUGUUGUGUCUUCUGUUGCAUACCCUUUCCUCAAACUCUUCCCAGUAGUUAUGUUAAAUCCCAUGUAAUUCUCCUCUUUUAAUUUUGAUACCUCUUUAUUGAUUUAACAAUUAAAAAGGACGUAUUGUUUUUA